AUGUCAUAUACGAGAAAGAAUGAACAGAAGCAACAGCAAUAUCAACAAAACAAUGAUAAUAACAACAACAACAAUAACAACAAUAAUAGAUAUAGUGGAGAAGGAAGAGGAGGAGGUGAUGAUGGAUCAACUGGGGAGCCAGCCGCAGGAACAUCCGAUUGGGUAUUAGUACGCAACUCAAUAGGCGGCACAAACCAACAACAACAACAGACACCUCAAACACCUCAACAACAUCAACAUUAUACAUCACCUCGCGGAUCACAACAUAAUCAUCCUUUGAAUGAUGGUGGCAUUGGUAUUGUCGACAGCGGUGGUAGUAGUAGUGGCAGAGUACAAUCAUCAAAUCCAAUCAAUAUACCUCAGGGUCGCGCGAGUAGUGGAGGUGGAGGAUUUCGAAAGCAUAGCUUCAUUAGUAAUUUGGAGGCAUUGAUUGGUGGCGCCCAUCAACACUUGAUGUCAUCAUCCACUUCACCAUCAUCACCAUCACCCAAGGACUACCUAUCACAUUCAUCCUCCACACUCAUGGACUCACGUGGCACCAGCAGCAGCGCGAGCAGGACACACAACCCGUCGUCCACAUUUGAUACAGGCGUGUAUCAGGUAGGCAGCUAUGGAGACACGACCUCCUCAUCGGCUCCACCCGCCUUCUCGACGUCGCCAACCUCAAUAGGCAUUGGCACCUCAUCGUCCGUGCAUGGCGGGCAUGACAAGAAGUGCCACUACUGCGCCAAAGACAGCGAGCGACGCUAUCAUCAGUUUGAGCACGAGAUCGUCGACUUUGCGCAGAGCAUGGACAGGCUCAAGCAGUACAAGAGUCAGCAGAAUGUCAUCUCGAUCACGCCGCCCAUUCCCGUCGACCAGGACAUCAUCUCGUGCUACAAUCAAUCCGAGAACCUCUCGUCCAUGUACUACAACAUACUGACGCAACUCGAUCUGGAGCGACACAACUACAUGCUGCACCUCACAGAGAUCCUCACCUUUCUGGACGAGCUCGAGCGCUUCUCAUCCACCCUCGACAUUGCCAUCUUCACCAGACUUGGCGACAACAUCCGCAUGAUGUACGACCAUCUAACCUUGAUCAAGAAUGACCUGUUGGACACACAGAACAAGACAACAACGGCUCAGUUCAAGGGAUACCUUUGUAUAUUCAAUCACACACUAAACAACUUGGAGAAGUCAACACAACAGUUCACAUUGAAGUUCCUCCAUUCAGUGGCGCCACCUCUGGCUCCGCCAGAAGUACUCUUCACCGACUCUUUGAAGAAGUACGCCAAGAUAGCCAUCACCAGACAGAAGAACAUCCCACUAGGAUGUGAGUGGAGGAUCACUCUAACCUUCACCAAGAGCUUCCUUGAGUUCAUCAAGUAUUGCGACCCGAUCAAAGGCAUUACAUUGUUGGUGACUCAUUCAUCAUCACAGACACCUCAAUACUUCCAUGUAAAGAACAAACCCAUUGUUAUCAACGAGGAGAAGCAGUUCAUUCACUCGGUAUAUCAUUUCUGCUCCGAGCUACAAUCACUGCUACAGAAGGAGGACAAGUUCUACCUCGUCUACAUUGUAAAUAAUAUCAAAUAUCUGCUAUCCAUGGUACCCAAACAGACCAGGGAAUUGUCCAAGCUGGAAGUAGACCGACUCCAAUCACUACUCAAACGAAACCCAAACACAUACUUGAAGGAAGUGAUACCAUACUUUAUCAAGAAGUUGUACUUGGAUCCCAUGUUCUUCCAUCUUUGGAAUCAUCAGUGCAUCCAUUUGGUCAACACAAAGGACUCGACUGGCGACAUCAAUCAACUGCAUAGCAAGAGGUACUCAUUUAUCCUCUCAUUCGACGAGCAGGGCGUGUUGAUAUACUACACCAAGGCCAAUGUGCGCGAGGUCCAAACAGAAACCUUCACCAACACAUCACAACUACUACAUUUUGUCGAGAGCCACAACUUCAUCUCGGUGAUUCUGUCGAAUCGCGAGGUGCUACCCAUCAGCUACUUCAACUCAAUCGUGCCUGCACCCUCACCCUCGUCACAGUCGCCUACCAACUCGCUCACCACCUCCUCCACCACCACUGUCGUCUCGCCAUCCGCCAAUGCCAUGCCACAUCACAUCACGCUGUGUGGCCCAUGUAUAUCAACGCUCAAAGAGUACUUGGAGAGGAUGAAUCGAGAGAUACUCAAGGAUCACGCGACCUACUCCAAGUUUAUCGCCGACAACAAAAUAUCGACAAAGGAGUUGAGCAGUCUCAGUUCAUCAGGCUCGCAACACUAUCAACAGCAGCAGCAGCAUCCACAGCACCAUCCCCAGUCAGGGCACCACACUCCCAUCUCCACAACCAAGAUAACCAAGGAGUUCAACGACCUCCAAUCAUUGAGCAAUGAAGACCUAGACAAGGAAAUCGAACGACUCGACAAGGAGAACAUUGAAUUGAUGAAGGAGAACUUAUCAUUGGAGAGGACAAAGGAUGAUAUUGUGGACAUUCGUCUCAAGUUGGACGCCAAGCACAAGGAGAUCAAGGCAGAGGAGAGAGCGCACUAUGACAAUGUCAACAACUUUUACAAGCAGUACUUUGACCUCGUCACGGACAAGCGUAUACUGGACAACCAGAACCAGCUGUGCAAGACCGAGAUGGACGGCCUGAACGACUUCAACAUCGUCAAGGAGGCAUUCCACAUCACAUUCGAGAAGGUGGACGAGCACACCAUUGUAAAGAUCAACGACAUGCGACUGGGCACGCUGCCCAAGAACAAGGUGGAGUGGGACGAGAUCAAUGGCGCCAUCGGGCAGAUCGUCCUUCUUGUUCAUACCAUUGCCAAGCAGCUAAACUACGUCUUCCAACGACACAAGCUGAUACCAAUGGGCAACAAACCAUUGAUCCAAUCAAAGAACGAUAAGGAAUCAUUCCCAUUGUAUGGUGGAGAUGAUAUUUACUUCCGAUCAUUCAUUUGGAGCAGAGAGCACAAGUUUGACAUUGGCCUGGAGGCCUUCCUGGGUUGCGUCAACGAGUUGUGCUCACUGUUCAAGAACACCGUGUUCCCAUUCAAGAUCGAGAAGGACAAGAUUGGCGGCAGCAACGGAUUCCAGACGAUCCGAGUCACUGGCAACUCCGAAGUCAACUGGACCAAAGCACUCAAGUACAUGGUGACCAACAUCAAGUACAUCAUGGGCUCGACCAGUGUGUUCUCUGGCACAGGUUCUUCGCCAUCCCCAUCCAAUAAAGCAUGA
This is a messenger RNA of Acytostelium subglobosum LB1, 3213 nucleotides long. RefSeq lists its product as hypothetical. Gene Ontology annotation, cellular component: phosphatidylinositol 3-kinase complex, class III, type II; phagophore assembly site; phosphatidylinositol 3-kinase complex, class III, type I. The record is from RefSeq and is a predicted model, not a curated record. The transcript is spliced from 5 exons. The coding region runs from base 1 to 3213 and encodes 1070 amino acids. Lineage: Eukaryota; Evosea; Eumycetozoa; Acytosteliales; Acytosteliaceae. Gene Ontology annotation, biological process: cellular response to nitrogen starvation; autophagosome assembly; late endosome to vacuole transport.